Letharia columbiana is the source of this 2583-nucleotide messenger RNA. RefSeq lists its product as uncharacterized. The record is from RefSeq and is a predicted model, not a curated record. Gene Ontology annotation, cellular component: endoplasmic reticulum membrane. Bases 1 to 2583 code for a protein of 860 amino acids. NCBI's taxonomy places the organism in Eukaryota, Fungi, Ascomycota, Lecanoromycetes, Lecanorales, Parmeliaceae. Gene Ontology annotation, molecular function: ATP binding; P-type ion transporter activity; ATP hydrolysis activity. Gene Ontology annotation, biological process: intracellular calcium ion homeostasis. The transcript is spliced from 2 exons.
AUGUCAAUUGGCGGAAAGCAGAACGUAUCGUUCCUCUUCCAGAAGCGCCGGUUCCUCUACAAUGCCGAAGAGAACAGCUUUGCGCCUAUGUCCUACGAGAUAGAUAAAGAGCCGAGACCAGCCAUCAGGACGUUCCAAGAAUCGCAAGGCCUCCUAACACGCGAAGAGUUCGAUCGGGUCCAACAACAUUAUGGUGAUAAUACAUUCGACAUCCCAGUACCAACAUUUACAGAGCUGUGGAAGGAGCACGCUGUGGCACCCUUCUUCAUCUUCCAGAUGUUCUGCGUGGGGCUCUGGCUGUUGGACGACUACUGGUACUACUCACUUUUUACAUUGGUUAUGCUGGUUGGAUUUGAGAGCACCGUAGUUUGGCAAAGACAAAGAACGCUGAACGAGUUUCGCGGGAUGAGCAUACAACCGUACCCUCUCUGGGUCUACAGGCAGAACAAGUGGGAAUUGGACUCAAGUGACAAGCUUCUUCCCGGAGAUCUGGUGUCUGUGGAUCGGACGAAAGAGGAUAGCGGAGUCGCCUGUGACAUGCUCUUGGUCGAAGGCACCGCAAUUGUAAAUGAAGCUAUGCUGUCUGGGGAAAGUACGCCGCUGCUCAAAGAUUCCGUUCAGCUUCGUCCUGGUGAUGCGCCAAUUGAUCCGGAGGGCCUUGACAAGAAUGCUUUCCUCUACGGCGGUACCAAGGUUUUGCAGGUCACUCAUGGUAACGCCAGCGAAGAUGCACCGGAGACCGUCCCUACCUUGGCUUCUGGAGUUGAGCCUCCACCAGACAAGGGAGCAAUGGCUAUCGUUGUGAAGACUGGUUUUGAGACGAGCCAGGGAAGCUUGGUCCGUACGAUGAUUUACUCAACCGAGCGAGUCUCAGCCAACAACGUGGAAGCUCUGUUGUUCAUUCUGUUCUUGCUCAUCUUUGCAAUCGCCGCAUCAUGGUAUGUCUGGGUUGAGGGUGUUGCCCAGGAUCGGAAACGCUCGAAGCUGUUGCUCGACUGCGUCCUGAUCAUCACAAGCGUAGUCCCGCCAGAGCUUCCCAUGGAGCUUAGUCUCGCAGUCAAUACCAGUCUUGCAGCCCUAAGUAAAUACGCCAUUUUCUGUACCGAGCCAUUCCGGAUACCUUUCGCUGGAAGAGUCGACAUUGCUUGCUUCGACAAGACCGGUACCUUGACUGGGGAAGACUUAGUUGUGGAUGGCAUCGCAGGGCUAUCGCUGGGUGAUAAGAACGCGAAGACCGAGAAAGACGGCGCUCACAGCAAGUUGACUUCUGUGCUCGAGGCUGGCCAGCAGACGACGCUUGUUCUUGCGACUGCUCAUGCUUUGGUAAAGUUGGAUGAGGGAGAAGUUGUUGGGGAUCCAAUGGAAAAGGCCACUCUGACCUCGCUUGGCUGGACACUUGGUCGCAAUGAUACUCUCCAUGGCAGAUCGACAGCAAUUGGCAAGGGAAACACAAGCGGCGGCGAAAUUGUACAAAUUAAGCGACGCUUCCAAUUCUCCUCGUCUUUGAAACGGCAAAGCUCUGUGGCAACUGUACUCACCACAGACCGAGCAACCGGUAGGAAAGUUCGGGGUACAUUUGUUGGCGUGAAGGGAGCGCCAGAGACAAUUCGUACAAUGCUUACCACAGUACCACCAAAUUAUGAGGAGACGUUUAAGUUCUUCACAAGGAAUGGAGGACGAGUACUAGCCCUAGGGUAUCGAUAUCUCUCCGCAGACGCGGAGCUCGGCCAGAAAAAGAUCAACGACUUGAAGCGGGAGGAAGUAGAAGCAGAUCUGACUUUUGCUGGCUUCCUAGUACUCCAGUGCCCUCUUAAAGAAGACGCGAUGCGGGCUGUUCGGAUGCUCAACGAGAGCAGUCAUCGUUGCGUCAUGAUCACUGGUGACAACCCUCUGACCGCGGUGCAUGUCGCUCGCCAAGUUGAGAUUAUCGAUCGGGACGUCCUCAUCCUUGAUGCUCCCGAGCACGAUGAUAGCGGUAAGAAGCUUGUGUGGCGAAGCGUUGACGAUAAGAUCAAUAUCCCUGUCGACCCUAGCAAACCUUUGGAUGAGAAGAUCGUGAACAAGAAAGAUCUUUGCGUUACUGGUUAUGCUUUGUCAAAGUACAAGAACGAGGCCGCUCUUCCUCAAUUGCUCCGGCACACAUGGGUCUACGCUCGAGUCUCGCCGAAGCAAAAAGAAGAUAUUCUGCUUGGCCUGAAGGAUGCUGGCUACACCACGCUUAUGUGUGGUGAUGGUACGAACGACGUGGGAGCUUUGAAGCAAGCUCACAUAGGUGUGGCCCUCCUUAACGGCUCGCAGGACGACCUGAACCGAAUAGCGGAGCAUUACAGAACUACUAAGAUGAAAGAGAUCUAUGAAAAGCAAGUCGGCAUCAUGAAGCGAUUCAACCAGCCUCCACCACCUGUCCCGAUACAAGUUGCCCAUCUUUAUCCUCCUGGGCCGAUUAAUCCUCAUUACGAGAAAGCAAUGCAACAACAAGCGGAGAGAAAAGGAGCUGCUGGAGGUGUGGCAGCCAACGCGCCUGCUGCAGAGAAGAAAGAAAUCCCUGAAACCACCGCUCCACCCCCCACAGGCAAAUGGUAA